Messenger RNA from Chara braunii, 1135 nucleotides. The record is from the annotation of a GenBank genome assembly. NCBI's taxonomy places the organism in Eukaryota, Viridiplantae, Streptophyta, Charophyceae, Charales, Characeae.
CCCGUUGACGUUUGCGGACUUCCAAUGGAUGCCCCUUCCCCCGUCCGGUCGAUUGUCGAAACCGCAUUGCAACGUGCUCAUGGCACAAUUGCGGAAUUACUUGCGCACUGCAGUACCAACUCCGUUGAUGGACGCCGGAGUAGAGGUUGUCGACCGUCACGCCUACAUUGCGAAGAACGACCGCGAGUUCAAGACACAACGGUACGACGACAUCGACGCGCCAUUGUUGUACAUACGCAUUCARAUCGGAGAGGMGACCUGCAACGCUUUGAUCGAUUGCGGAGCUACUCGCAACUACAUGAGCCAAGACUUUAUGGUACGCGCUGGCCUUGGGCCAUGCGUUCGGAGGAAGUCGCAACCCACGCAAGUCACGUUGGCCGACGGCCACACGCACAAGUCAAUCGAUCGGUGCAUUGAUGCCGUCCCCGUGUACUUUGCCCCGCAUGCAAGCGAGGCCGUGUCUUUCGAUAUUUUGGACACCAAGUUCGACAUGAUCUUGGGCAUGUCAUGGCUGCGAAGCGAGGAUCACCUGGUGAACUUCUACCAUCGCACCGUUCACGUUCGUGAUCGGAACGGAGUACUAGUCCCAUGCACGGUGCCUCCUCCUCACCCUUCGAUCAGCUGCCACGUGGUGUUCGCCGCAAGCAUUCGAGCAUCCAUCAUCCGGGAUGACAUCGAGGAGAUGGGGGUGUGUUUUCUCCACGCCCUCCCGCCCCAAGACAUUCCAUCGACGGACUCACCACCGGACCCACGCAUCACUGAGCUUCUCGACGCCUACGGCGACGUGUCCGAAACACCGCACGGAGUAGUACCGGAUCAACCCAUCCGCCACGAGAUCAUCCUCGAGGACGGGGCCGUACCUCCGCGUGGUUGCAUCUACCGCAUGAGCGAGGAAGAGUUAAGUGUGCUAAGGGCACAACUCAACGAUCUUCUCGAGAAAGCCUGGAUUCGGCCUAGCUCUUCGUCAUACGGUGCUCCCGUUCUCUUCGUCCGGAAGAAGAACAAGGACUUGCGGAUGUGCAUCAAUUAUCGCAAGCUCAACUCGCAAACCGUCAAGAACGCCGACCCUCUCCCGCCCAUCGACGACCUCCUGUAAGGGUUGGGCGGCACCAAGUUGUUCUCCAAGCUUGACCUC